This is a messenger RNA of Mytilus trossulus (common blue mussel), 1048 nucleotides long. RefSeq lists its product as uncharacterized. Bases 218 to 1048 code for a protein of 276 amino acids. The transcript is spliced from 3 exons. NCBI's taxonomy places the organism in Eukaryota, Metazoa, Mollusca, Bivalvia, Mytilida, Mytilidae. The record is from RefSeq and is a predicted model, not a curated record.
UGGGGUCAGUAGAUUUCAUAUGGGGUGUCAUGGCGGCGAUAGAAGAUUAGUAUGUGCCGCUUCGAAUUUUCAAAACGGUAUUUUAAAUGCAAACCUUAUCUAUUCAAUUAAUUAUUUGGGAGUUGUCCCCCGUUGAUCAGUAUACAAAAUCAGCCCUUUAAAGAAGUUAUCUCCCAUUGCAAACAACAUGUGACGUCAUAUUUUCGUCUGCAACAAAAUGGAGAGAUUCGGGACGUCAACACGUCAGGACAUUGACGAUAAAAGACGGAACAUUCACGCCGACAAGACACAAAAGAGUAACACCCAAUCUGCAAAAUUGUUCAAGGAAUAUCUUACCAGUAAAAACCAUGAAGCGGACUUUGAAAGCUUUACAACACAACGUUUGGAUGAAGCGUUGUCUCAUUUCUACCUUGAUGUUAGAAAAAUAGAUGGCUCAAUGUAUAAAACCUCUUCCUUGGAAUCUAUUCGACAUGGCUUAAAUCGUCACCUUAAAGCACCUCCGAACAAUAAGGUAUUUGACAUUAGCAAAGAUACAGCUUUCCGAUAUGCAAAUAUGAGCUUUGACGCUGCGAGGGCCGAACUUAAACAAUCUGGAAAGGGAAACGUACAGCAUUAUCCAAUAAUACAGGAAUCUGACAGGGAGAAGCUAUACAAGUCAGUUUACUUUUCUACACAUACCCCCACAGGACUAUUUAAUAAAGUCCAGUAUGAUAUAAGACUGUACUUUUGUCGACGAGGUGCAGAAAAUAUGCAUACAAUGACCAAGUCAACCUUUGCUCUGAAAACAGACCCAAAUACUGGAAUGAGAUACAUCGAAAAGAUUUUAGAUGAAUUAACCAAAAACCAUAGAGGAAAUGAUAAGGAGACAACGAGUGGAGUCAUGCCAGAAGCUACAGGCUCAAUGUAUUGUCCAGUGGAUUCCUUUAUAAGAUAUACAGACAAACUGCACCCUGAUUGUGAUAGAUUGUGGCAGCGUCCAAGGAUUGUUUUGUUGAUGAUGACAACGAAAUAUGGUAUUACAACGCACCUGUUGGAGAGAAAAAACUAA